CAACAACUUUGAUUUAGUUUCAUUCUCAAUUGUUUUUAUUCUCUUUGUGUUUUGGAAUUACAUGUAGAAUUGAAAUACAUUAUUAAUUUACAGCUGUUUGUAGAGUUAAUUGCAGUAUGGAUGAAAUAUCUGAUAUUGUUGUUAGUGACGAGGAAGAGGAAAUAACAGCCGACGUUGUUUUAAAAACUCUUCAAACUGCAUGGCAAAAUGAACGAUUGGCGCCAGAAAUAUUACCCCACAACAAUGAUAUGGUGGAGUGUAUGCUUGGCCAAAUACAGCACAUGGAACGCAAUAUCAACAAACUACCUAAAACGGAUCUUAGAGCCUCCAUUCAUAAAAUGGAACUUAGUAGAAUUAAGUUCAUUAUAUGUAAUUAUUUGAGAACAAGACUUAACAAAAUAGAGAAGUAUUGCAUUCAUAUCAUGAACGAUGAGAAGCAGAGAAUAGAAACUGGGACCAAUUACUUAACAUUGGCAGAAUUCAAAUACACCCAAGAAUACAUUGCCAAUAUGGAGGGCCACUUGAAAAAAGUAGUUUUAGAUAAAAUGCCAGGGAAUAUGAAAUCGUUAGAAAUGAACAAAAUGGCUGUUUAUCCAAAUUUACUAACUCACAUAUUUUUAAAAGCAAAUACCUCAAUAAAUGGUGUUGUAUUAGAAGAUUUGGUGGCUGACCAAGAUGAAGAAAUUGAUCUGGAAGAGGGUUCGCAACACAUUCUGCAGUACAAACCUAUAGCUGAUUUAGUGAAAAAUGGAAAAGUUCAAUUGGUUUGAUGUUACUAGAAGCAACAAU
This is a messenger RNA of Chilo suppressalis (striped riceborer), 789 nucleotides long. The record is from the annotation of a GenBank genome assembly. Lineage: Eukaryota; Metazoa; Arthropoda; Insecta; Lepidoptera; Crambidae.